GGUACAUUUAUCCAAGCCACAAUUCCGCUCCAGUUGAUUCCGCAGCUUGAAGACAAAUUCGAAGAAGGAAAAUUGUAUGCAAUAAAGAACUUUGAAGUAAAAGAAAAUCAGGGCAAUUGGAGGCCAACUCCCCAUCCAUAUCGUUUGUUCUUCACAGAUAAUACAAAAAUCGCUUACCAAGAAGAUAAGAAGCAUGACUACUUCAGGAAAAGCGUCUAUAAAAUCACAGAGUUUUCUGAUAUUAUUAAUGGCCCCGAUGUAGUGGGUGCUAAUUUGUUGGAUGUCAUGGGUGCAUACAAUCCGGAUGAUGCUCUAUUCAAACCAGAUGACUUCAGUAAAUCUUGGUGUAGAUUUCAGAUAACCAAUCUACAGUUAAUAGAAUUUUAAUUACUAAAUAUAUAAUUUAACAAGCAUAUUUUUAUUGUUCUUUAAUCAUUAGUUUAUAAUUUACAUCCAGGAACAUUAAAAUUUGGUGCACAUUGUGGGGUGAUUAUUCUGCUCAAUUUUUGAGGUUCUUAGAAGUUCCCAGGCAAAAUCCUGUUAUCGUGCUCCUGCAAUUGGGACGAAUAAACAAACGUUUUG
This is a messenger RNA of Cuscuta epithymum, 582 nucleotides long. NCBI's taxonomy places the organism in Eukaryota, Viridiplantae, Streptophyta, Magnoliopsida, Solanales, Convolvulaceae. The record is from the annotation of a GenBank genome assembly.